Molecule: messenger RNA, 3954 nt
Organism: Pieris macdunnoughi
Lineage: Eukaryota; Metazoa; Arthropoda; Insecta; Lepidoptera; Pieridae
Source: the annotation of a GenBank genome assembly
AUGGUGGCUCCCGAUUCCGAGGCUACUUCGAAUCCUCGGAUAGCGGCUGCACACGAGAGUCCCUCUGCGGCUGAGGCGCGCCACAGCGCUGAUUUAUAUAUACGUACCAGCUGGGUUGACGCAGCUUUAGCCCUCUCUGAACUUGAAAAGGGCAAUAUCGAAGGAGGGAGAUCGUCGCUGUGGAUACGGGCGUGGUUGCAGGAGCAGCUAUUUAUUUUGGGUUGCUUCCUACAAGGCGACGCGGGAAAAGUAUUAUUCGUCGCAACACUAGUUCUCUCCACGUUUUGUGUCGGUCUCAAAUCGGCACAAAUUCACACAAGAGUCGACCAACUCUGGGUGCAAGAGGGUGGCCGAUUAGAGUCGGAACUAAAGUAUACAGCUCAGGCAUUGGGCGAAGCAGAUUCCUCUACGCAUCAGCUGAUAAUUCAGACAGCCAAAGAUCCAGACGUGUCGUUAUUACAUCCGGGAGCUUUACUUGAACACUUAAAGAUAGUGCACGCCGCAACUCGAGUGACGGUGCAUAUGUAUGAGAUCGAAUGGCGGCUCAAGGACCUGUGCUACAGCCCCAGCAUCCCGGACUUCGAGGGGUACCAUCAUAUCGAAUCAAUCAUCGACAACGUCAUACCAUGCGCCAUAAUAACGCCUCUCGACUGCUUCUGGGAGGGGUCCAAGUUGCUGGGACCAGAUUACCCAAUUUUUGUACCUCACCUGAAGCACAACAAAUUACAAUGGACACAUUUGAACCCUCUCGAAGUGAUAGAAGAAGUGAAGAAGUUAAAGUUCCAAUUUCCCUUGAGCACGAUGGAAGCUUACAUGAAGCGAGCUGGCAUCACGUCCGCCUACAUGAAGAAGCCGUGUCUGGAUCCCACCGACCCUCACUGCCCAGCCACAGCUCCCAACAAAAAGUCUGGACACAUUCCAGACGUCGCAGCCGAGUUAUCGCACGGUUGUUACGGAUUCGCGGCAUCCUACAUGCACUGGCCGGAACAAUUGAUAGUCGGUGGUGCGACCAGAAAUUCAACGUCAGCCUUACGAAGUGCCAAAGCUCUACAGACGGUAGUACAGUUGAUGGGCGAACGAGAAAUGUACGAAUAUUGGGCCGAUCAUUACAAAGUACAUCAAAUCGGCUGGAAUCAAGAGAAGGCCGCUGCUGUUCUUGAUGCGUGGCAGAGGAAGUUCUCAGCGGAGGUCAGAAAAACAACAACAUCAGGACAAGUAUCAGCGGCUUACAGCUUUUAUCCGUUCUCGACUUCAACCCUGAAUGACAUUCUUGGCAAAUUCUCAGAAGUUUCUUUAAGAAACAUUGUUUUGGGAUACAUGUUUAUGUUGAUGUAUGUUGCUGUUACGCUGAUACAAUGGCGAGACCCCAUUCGAUCACAGGCUGGUGUCGGCAUAGCUGGAGUGUUACUACUAUCAAUUACUAUUGCUGCGGGCUUAGGAUUUUGCGCUUUGUUAGGUAUACCAUUCAAUGCUUCGAGUACGCAAAUCGUGCCUUUCCUAGCACUAGGCUUAGGAGUACAAGACAUGUUCCUAUUAACACAUACAUACGUAGAACAAUCUGGAGAUGUUCCGAGAGAAGAAAGAACGGGUUUAGUACUAAAGAAGAGUGGUUUGAGCGUCCUUUUGGCAUCCUUGUGCAAUGUGAUGGCAUUUUUGGCUGCGGCUCUCUUACCAAUUCCAGCGUUCAGAGUCUUUUGCUUACAGGCUGCCAUACUCCUUCUAUUCACCUUGGGAUCCAUGCUUUUGGUAUUUCCGGCUAUGAUAUCACUUGACUUGAGAAGAAGAUCAGCUGCUAGAGCAGACUUAUUAUGUUGCUUAUUACCUGAAAGUCCACUGCCGAGAAAGAAACUUCCAGAACGUAAGGGAAGAAACGGAAGAAAUGAAAAGAAUAGGGCUGAUAUAUCGCGUCAACCAUUGGAUCCCGAGGUUACAGAGGAGGUAAAGACAUGCUGUCUCAGUAUCUCACUCACCAAAUGGACCAAAAAUCACUACGCCCCGUUCAUCAUGAGACCUUCAGUUAAAGUGACUUCAAUGCUAGCCCUAAUAGCUGUGAUUCUAGUCAGUGUAUGGGGAGCUACAAAAGUGAAGGAUGGCUUAGAUUUGACCGACAUUGUACCUGAGAACACCGAUGAACACGAAUUUUUGUCGCGACAAGAGAAAUAUUUCGGAUUUUACAACAUGUACGCGGUCACACAAGGAGACUUCGAAUAUCCCACCAAUCAGAAGUUACUUUACGAAUAUCACGAGCAAUUUGUUAGAAUACCGAAUAUAAUAAAAAACGACAAUGGCGGCCUUCCGAAGUUCUGGCUGACUCUCUUCCGCGAGUGGCUUUUGGACUUACAAGCGGCGUUCGAUAAGGAAGUUGCGAAUGGCUGCAUCACCCAAGAAUAUUGGUGCAAGAAUGCGAGCGACGAAGGCAUAUUGGCGUACAAGCUGAUGGUUCAAACCGGGCACGUCGACAAUCCCAUUGAUAAAUCGUUGAUAAAUUCUGGUCAUCGCUUGGUAGAUAAAGAUGGGAUUAUCAACCCAAAAGCCUUUUACAACUAUUUAUCAGCUUGGGCCACGAAUGAUGCGUUGGCAUAUGGCGCAUCACAAGGCAACUUAAAACCCCAACCUCAGAGAUGGAUUCAUUCGCCCGAAGACGUUCAUUUGGAAAUCAAGAAGUCUUCUCCUUUGAUAUACACUCAACUACCCUUUUACUUAUCUGGAUUGAGCGAUACGGAUAGUAUUACAACUCUGAUUACAUCUGUGAGGGAGUUGUGUUUGAAGUAUGAAGCGAAGGGAUUACCCAACUUUCCUUCUGGAAUACCGUUCCUGUUUUGGGAGCAGUACCUGUAUUUGCGGACAUCGCUUUUAUUGGCGCUCGCUUGCGCAUUGGCUGCUGUAUUUAUUUGCGUGAUGAUAGUGGUGCUAAACGCGUGGGCGGCACUGCUAGUGACGGUGUCUUUGGGUGCGUUAGUACUGCAGCUGGUGGGAGCAAUGUCUUUGCUUGGAGUGAAGCUCUCUGCGAUGCCCGCAGUACUUCUGGUCCUAGCUAUUGGCAGGGGGGUGCACUUUACACUACAUUUGUGUCUGGGUUUCGUCACGUCGAUCGGUUGUAAGCGACGUCGGGCCAGCUUGGCUUUGGAAAGUGUAUUAGCACCGGUAGUGCAUGGCGCAGUGGCUGCAGCCCUGGCCGCUUCAAUGCUUGCUGCCAGCGACUUUGGCUUCGUAGCCAGGCUGUUUUUAAGACUCUUGCUAGCCAUGGUCGUAUUGGGUUUGGUCGAUGGACUUCUCUUUUUCCCAAUCAUUCUAUCCAUACUGGGACCAGCCGCUGAGGUCCGUCCGCUGGAGCACCCAGAACGUCUCUCGACCCCGUCACCAAAAUGCUCUCCUGUACAUCCUCGCAAGUUCAGCUCAAGCUCAAGUGGCGGUGACAAAUCCAGCAGAACCAAAUCGGCUCCGAGGCCCUCGGCUCCAUCUCUUACCACCAUCACUGAAGAGCCUUCGAGUUGGCACAGUUCGGCACAUUCAGUACAGUCAUCAAUGCAGUCGAUAGUCGUACAGCCAGAAGUGGUGGUUGAAACUACCACAUACAACGGAAGCGAUUCAGCUUCCGGCCGGUCUACUCCGACUUCCAAGUCCUCUCAUGCUGGAUCUAUUACGACGAAGGUAACUGCAACAGCCAACAUAAAGGUUGAAGUUGUGACACCGAGCGAUAGGAAAUCUAGAAGAUCUUACCACUACUAUGAUCGUCGCAGAGACCGGGACGACGACAGAGAUAGAGAUAGAGAUCGGGAUCGCGAGAGGGACAGAGAUAGAGAUCGAGAUCGCGAGAGGGACAGAGACAGAGAUAGGGAUCGUUCUCGUGAACGAGACAGGCGGGAUCGGUAUAGGGAUGAGAGAGAUCAUCGCGCCUCUCCUAGAGAAAAUGGAAGGGAUUCUGGGCACGAGAGCGAUUCAUCGAGACAUUGA